AUGUAUGCAGGAAAGAUGUUGAACCUAUUACAUGAUGUAGAAAAGUAUAGUGUUACUUCAAUUAAUGAGAUUAAUGUUGCGUACAAAAGAAUAUAUGUUGUACUGAAUGAUCUAUUGUUCGAUGGUUUGAUAGACCUAAAGAUUUACAAAUUUUUACAUGUGGAGAAGCCUAGGAUUCCAACAGUUUUUGGAAUCCCUAAGGUGCACAAAGACCAAAUGGACCCUCCCCUUAGACUUAUUGUCGCUGCAAAUGGAUCAGUUACAGCCCCUCUUGCCAAGUAUAUAGAUCUUAAAAUUAAGCAUAUAAUUGAUGAGAAUGAAAACAUCUUAAAGGAUUCUUGGCAUUUUCUUAGUAAAAUAAAACCCCAUUUGUAUGAUGAGACCACUGGCUUUGGUACAUUAGAUGUUGUAGACUUAUUCACCAAUAUACCUCAUGACACGGGUUUAGCCUGUGGCUUUGAUGCUGACAACAAAACAACAGCAUGCAGAAUCCCUGAAGACAAGGAUGUAGCAGUGCUGAGCUUCAAUACGAUCGAUGCUACUAGAACCCUAAAAUGUGUCAACCUGAAGAAAGCAGCUGGCCCUGACAACAUCACGGGCAGGGUACUAAGGGAAUGUGUGAUCCAACUGGCUCCAGUACUCAGUGACAUCAUCAACACUUCACUCCAUCUAGCCAGUGUUCCAAAAUGCUUUGAGGAGAUGACGAUCAUUCCUCUACCCAAGAAACCACAGCCAACAACUUUGAAUGACUACCGACCAGUUGCUUUAACCUCGACGGUACCACAGUCUCUCUGUAGUGAAACCUGUCUUGUGGGGUUCCAGAAAGCUAUAAGGCCAGGACAUCCAAUUUGUUGCUUUGACUGCAUCCCAUGUUCUGAGGGAGAGAUCUCUAACCAUACCGAUUCUACUGCCUGUACAAAAUGCCAAGAUGACCAUUGGCCAAAUUCCAAAGGAGAUGCCUGCAUUCCAAAGCCCAUGGAAUUCCUUGCCUAUCAAGACUCUCUUGGUCUGACUCUGGCUGCCAUUGCUUGCAUCUGUGCACUGAUCUCUGUCUUGGUUCUGGUUGUAUUUGCCAGGUAUCAUGACACUCCCAUUGUAAGGGCUAACAAUCGUGGACUUAGCUAUGUCUUUCUUCUGGGCCUAGCGCUGUGUUUCCUUUGUUCUCUGAUAUUCAUUGGGCUGCCUACUUCGGCAGUGUGCAAGUUUCGACAAGUCGCCUUUGGACUAGUUUUUGUUUUUUGUGUCUCUUGUGUGCUCUCAAAAACAGUAAUUGUCAUCAUUGCAUUUAGAGCAACAAAACCAAACAGCAACUUAAGCAAAUGGGUUGGACCCCAGAUACCCAUUUCAACAGUGUUCAUCUGCAUGUUGUUCCAGAUUAUUAUUUGCUCUGUCUGGUUAACUGUGGCGCCACCAUUCUCAGAACAAAACAUGAAGUCCCAGAUUGGGAAGAUUAGCAUUGAAUGUAAUGAAGGGUCUAUUACUGCUUUCUGGUGCAUGCUAGGAUAUAUGGGUUUAUUGUCAUGUGUAAGUUUUGUAGUUGCAUUCCUGGCUAGAAAUCUGCCUGACAGUUUUAAUGAAGCUAGAUUUAUAACUUUUAGCAUGCUAGUGUUUGUUAGUGUCUGGUUGUCAUUUAUCCCAGCCUAUCUCAGCACAAAGGGGAAGUACAUGGUUGCUGUGGAGAUAUUUGCCAUUCUGUCUUCCAGUGCUGGUUUACUCAGCUGUAUUUUUCUUCCAAAAUGUUACAUUAUCCUAUUGAGACCUGAACUAAAUACUAGAGGGGUUCUUAUGGGAAAAAGGAAAUAUGAGAGCAAAAAUGAAUAA
This is a messenger RNA of Protopterus annectens (West African lungfish), 1821 nucleotides long. Its product is annotated as vomeronasal type-2 receptor 26-like. Gene Ontology annotation, biological process: G protein-coupled receptor signaling pathway. Gene Ontology annotation, cellular component: membrane. Gene Ontology annotation, molecular function: G protein-coupled receptor activity. The record is from RefSeq and is a predicted model, not a curated record. Lineage: Eukaryota; Metazoa; Chordata; Ceratodontiformes; Protopteridae. Bases 1 to 1821 code for a protein of 606 amino acids. The transcript has 4 exons.